Alosa sapidissima (American shad) is the source of this 3524-nucleotide messenger RNA. It is a transcript of the gene syk, whose product is annotated as spleen tyrosine kinase. The transcript is spliced from 14 exons. Lineage: Eukaryota; Metazoa; Chordata; Actinopteri; Clupeiformes; Clupeidae. Gene Ontology annotation, cellular component: cytoplasm; extrinsic component of cytoplasmic side of plasma membrane. The coding region runs from base 336 to 2186 and encodes 616 amino acids. Gene Ontology annotation, biological process: regulation of platelet aggregation; positive regulation of mast cell degranulation; cell surface receptor protein tyrosine kinase signaling pathway. Gene Ontology annotation, molecular function: signaling receptor binding; non-membrane spanning protein tyrosine kinase activity; ATP binding. The record is from RefSeq and is a predicted model, not a curated record.
ACCCUAAGUGUUCGCUUGAAACCAGGGACAGACACACACACACGCAUAGCAUGUACAGAGACCCAAAACUGUGUAUUCAUUAGUCUUUGUUCUUCUUUCUCUUGAUGGCUCUUGAGCUGUGAGACUCGCCCUCAGACAGUUAGCACGUCCUACUGCCGAAACGUUUGAAAUAUCCAAAGACUACUUGACCACAUCAUUUCCUGUACAGAUAGCAGUUGAAGAUGGUAGCUUCUAUGAGCGGUCAUAGGCUGUAGGACUGAGACAGUUCCUGGAGGCCGGUGAAUGAUUCAUUGCGUGCCAGCUUGAGAGAGCGAAAGGGUUGUACGGCACAAGCGAUGGCGGACAAGGUGAACAAGCUGCCGUACUUCUACGGCAACAUAACCCGCGAGGAUGCAGAGGACUACCUGAAGCAGGGCGGCAUGGGCGAUGGCCUCUACCUGCUGCGCCAGAGCCGUAACUACCUGGGCGGCUUCGCCCUGUCGGUGGCCUAUGGCCGGCAGGUGUACCACUACACCAUCGAGAGGGAGUUGAAUGACACGUAUGCCAUCGCCGGCGGGAAGUCGCACCGUAACCCGGUGGAUGUGAUCGACUACCAUGCGCAGGAAGCCGACGGCCUCAUCUGCGUGCUCAAGAAGCCCAUGAACCGGCCCAAGGGCAUGGAGCCCAAGGUGGGAGCCUUCGAGGACCUCAAGGAGCAGCUGAUCCGGCAAUACGUCAAACAGACGUGGAACCUGCAGGGCCAUGCUUUAGAGCAGGCCAUCAUCAGCCAGCGGCCUCAGCUGGAGAAGCUCAUUGCCACCACAGCCCAUGAAAAGAUGCCCUGGUUCCAUGGCACCAUCACACGCGAUGACUCGGAGCCGCGCCUGCUAAAAAGCCCGCGCACCAACGGCAAGUUCUUAAUCAGACAGAGGGAUAGCAACGGCUCCUAUGCCCUCUGUCUCCUCCAUGAUGGGCAGGUCAUGCAUUACCGCAUCGACAAAGACAAAGCUGGCAAGCUCUCCAUACCUGAUGGCAAGAAGUUUGACACACUGUGGCAGCUGGUGGAGCACUACUCUUACAAGCCAGAUGGGCUCCUGCGAAUUCUCACUGAGCCCUGCUCACGGCCCGAGGGAGCGUCCAACGAUAUAGGCCGGCCAGCUCUACCAAACAACCAUCCUGGGCAAGGAGCCACAGGUGGAUUACUCACAAGAAUCAAAUCCUACUCCUUCCCCAUACCUGGCUCCAAAAAGAAAAACCCCACUCGUAAAACACCAAACGACAAUCCUUAUGAAACGAGGGGUCCCAAUACUACCGAUGCCAUGCCCAUGGACACUGAGGUGUACGAGAGUCCGUAUGCGGACCCUGACGAGCUACGGCAGACCCACGUGGACCGCAGUCAGCUGUUCCUGGAGGAUGGAGAGCUGGGCUCCGGGAACUUCGGCACCGUCCUCAAGGGAAUCUACACCAUGAGGAAGACCAAGAAGCCGGUGGCGGUGAAGAUCCUGAAGAACGACGACAACAACGCGGCGGUGCGCGAUGAGAUGCUGAGAGAGGCCAACGUCAUGCAGCAGCUGGACAACCCCUACAUCGUGCGUAUGAUCGGCAUCUGCGAGGCCGAGAACCUCAUGCUGGUCAUGGAGCUGGCCGAGCUGGGCCCGUUGCACAAGUACCUGCAGAGGCACAAAAUGAGUGUCUCCAGUAAGAACAUCACUGAGUUGGUACACCAGGUGUCCAUGGGGAUGAAGUACCUUGAGGAGCACAAUUUUGUCCACAGGGACCUGGCUGCCCGGAACGUGUUGCUGGUCACCCAGCACUAUGCCAAAAUCAGCGACUUUGGCCUCUCCAAAGCCCUGACGGAGGAGGAGAACUAUUACAAGGCCAAAGCUCAUGGGAAGUGGCCAGUGAAGUGGUACGCCCCUGAGUGCAUGAACUACUUCAAGUUCUCCUGUAAGAGUGACGUCUGGAGCUUUGGGGUUCUCAUGUGGGAGGCCUACUCAUACGGCCAGAAACCCUACAAGGGCAUGAAAGGAAAUGAGGUCAUCCAGAUGAUUGAGAGUGGACAGAGGAUGGAGGCGCCGGCCAACUGCCCCCCAGAGAUUUAUGAGCUGAUGAAAAAGUGUUGGACAUACAAGGCGGAUGAGAGGCCGGGCUUUUCAGUCGUCGAGCCAAGGCUGAGAGAUUAUUACUAUGACAUUGCUGCACAGUGAUCCCCGAGCAGGAAGACUUAACUGUACCAUAUAAAGAGCAAUCCGACAUUUGUACAAGACUGAAGGAUUUACUUUUUUUCCCAAAAUGACAGCUGUUGCCAGGAAAUAAGAAACUCCUUGUAGUUAAUCAAGUUGAAAAGACUGUUAAGAUGAUAAAGGCAAUACAUUUGAUGUAUUUUUAGUUAUGACAGAUUUGUUCCUUAAAUAUUAAUUAUUGUCAUAUGAUAUCAAUAAAGCAUGAUUUUCUUUUUUCCAUGCUACCUUUUAGUAGUUUUUAAUUCAUAGAUGCUUGAGUCUCUCGCUUGUAGUGAAACAAUUUACAAUUCGGUAUGCAAUGUUUUAUACAUGCACAGUAAGAUUAUGUUUUUGCUUUCAGAACUGCAGUACAUAUAUGCAAAUCUAAGUCUGUAUGGGUUCUCUUCCUGACAUUAGAUAUGCUAUGCAAAUAUGGGGUACUUUGCUCAUUUUACUUUUCUCUGCAUUUGUUUUAGCAUUUCACAAAUAUAUUGCAAUAAAGUCCAGUUUAUUUUAUGUGCCACUUUCAAUGAAUACAUUUUGCACUGAGGAAAGAUAUGCAAACUUAAAAUACCAAGCUAGUACAACUAUACUCAUGCAGAUGAAGUAUUGAUGAUAAUGUGUGUGUUUCUGUGUGUACAUUUGAAUUUUUGUAUAAUUUUGUAUUUGUAGCAAAUGCAGUCGAACACUAGCUGGACAACUAUGUUUAACUGCAGUACCAACUUUAAUGCUAAAAUAUUCUAUUAACAGAAACAAGUAGAAUUUGUACCCUAGUUGGAAUUUGUACCCUAGUUGGAAUUUGUACCCUAGUUUGCUGUUGAUGCUACGAAAGGCAUGGACUAUCUUCAUCUCCAUACCUCCAUACUAGGGUUACACUAGCAAUUCAUCUUAUGAGUGUUAUUUAAAUGGUAUUUUGUUUGGUAUCUUGUUUGACAAGGUUCUGGAUGCUGAGUGAGUGUUAAAGUAGAAAUAUUUAAGCUGUACGUCUUAAAAUCACAUAAUUGGAUGGAACCAUACAUUUCUAAACAUAAAAUUUAAACCUGCACUAAGCAUCACUGCUUGUUUGUCGGAAACAUUUAUUGAGUGCAACAUACUGUGUACACAGUGUACAGGUAAGGUCUACAUAUCAAGGGAAUUCCCUGAGAAUUAAAUCCAUGAUCUUGGUUGAGGUUGUGCUGCACUGCAUUCGGGAUGGAUCAGUAAUUUUAUUUGAUAUUUUAAACCCUGGCUUCCAUAAUCUGACCAUGCUGUACAAGUGAUACUGUGAAUGCAAAAAUGUAUGCCUACUGUAUGUUGAAUUAAAGAAGAUUGAUUGAUUUCUAA